Corticium candelabrum is the source of this 2267-nucleotide messenger RNA. RefSeq lists its product as uncharacterized. NCBI's taxonomy places the organism in Eukaryota, Metazoa, Porifera, Homoscleromorpha, Homosclerophorida, Plakinidae. The transcript is spliced from 3 exons. Bases 583 to 1668 code for a protein of 361 amino acids. The record is from RefSeq and is a predicted model, not a curated record.
UCCACACUAGCGGAUGGCCGAGUUGGCAACGGUGGUGACCAAGUAUAGGGACUCGUUUGUUGUCUAGGAAAAAUCGAGACACAAUUAAAACGUCGAAACCGUCAACCUACUACAAUUAAUUAAGUAGUAGACUGCGCGCUUUCACAGGCACACUCUAGAUGUAGUACAGGAUACCGGAACCCUAUACAAGGGUGGGCGUGGUACUCUAUAGCAGGUCACAUUUGUUAUUUGCAUGACGUUGCACAGCUCACCAAGUAAACAGACAUGCACGUCCAUCGUUUUCUACAACGCCUUCUGAACUUUAGUAGAAGUCAACUAGCUAACGUAGAACAGUGUGCGACUACAACUGAAAGAACAUGGUCAUAGCUAGUCAGCUACAGCUCAGCUAGAGCUAGGUAUAAGUAGACUACUAUGUCAAUGCUAGGUAUAGCUAUUGGAGUCAAUAGUGCUAGACAAUGAUUGUAGGACAAGUUCUACCGUGUCACUCGAUGAUCUCUGGGCUGUCAUUGUCGGCGCGUACGUUCACAUCGGUCGGUAGUCGUCAAUCGUUAGUAAAAUCGUUGCAGUGUUCGUGUGGAGACGAUGAGCAGGCAACGACGGUUAAGCGGACCAUCCGACAUGGUGACCAUUUUUCGAGGAACGCAAGAGCUGUCAAUGAAAUUGUCGGACGUGAGCAGUUUGCGACUGUCUCGAGUUUUCAAGGUAGAAGUCAUUUACCUGAAAAGAGAGGAUGGAAACGAGGCGGCAAUAUUUCCCCAGACUGGAGGUCGAUUCGACGGACUCUCGGCUAGUCAUCGCUAUCAACUCUAUGGCGACCCGCUCUUGGAAGAGUCGACUGUGUCCGAUGCCUCGUCGUUUUCGCACAAUCGUCGCCUACAGCUGCAGCCAGUUGUAGGUGUAACCAGUGAAGCAAGUCGCCAUACUGCUAGGACCGCAACAGCUCCAGCACCCGGAACGUUAUGGACGCCGGCCCCGUCUUCCUCUUGGUCUGCGUUUAGAUCGGUAGCGCCGAGCAGCAAGAAAGCGCGGUUGCAAUCUGCAGUCAGAGAAAUCAAGAAGAGUGUUGACCUGUGGUCUAUGGAAGUCGUUCGAAACAAGCUGCAGCUAGCCGAAGUACGUUCGCAGACGUGCGUUCGCUUUGCCGAAAGUGACGUCAGCCUACUACAUAUUACUGACUUAGUUCAGAGUCACUUCGAAGCCGAAGGUGGUGUUCCGUGUGACGACCGAAUUAUCCUAGUGGACAACCGCGGCGUACCGUUUGGAGAUGUCGGCGGAACAAGAGACGUAGACUUUUGGAAGGCACCGUCUCGAAGAAUGUGUGCGGUACUCCAGUCACACUAUGACUCAUUGAUUUGCUACCUCGGUUCUAUACGAGAGACGGCAACGAUCAAAAGAAAACGAGCUUCAUCGGCCACCGCCUCUUCAAAAGCGUUUGGUUACGGCCAGCUGCAGUCUUUGAGCUCGAGCACUCAUGCCUCAUCUCCGGAUAUGGAUAUCCUUUUCAAGAUCGACGGCGAAGUAGAAAACGUGCGAACUCAUCUCGGCCGCCUGAAGUCCAGCUUCGAACGAGCACACGAACGACUCGAGAACGUCGAAGACAAGAUGGAGCAAGUGACUUGCCAUUGGUUGCCAUUGAAACGACGCACUAAUCGAAAGCAGCGACAAUAGCAGCAAGAAUAAUGCGUUGCAAGAUUUGCCACCUGCUCAGCAGAAGUCCGAUAACAGUGUCUAUUUGCUGCCGACAAUGGCUCGGCUGCGAACGUUGCACUUCUCAAUGCGUGCGUUGCCCACUUUGCAACGCUACUUGGUCAGACGACAAGCGUCCACUGUCUCUUCGCGGUUUCGACAACAUAAAAGAGCUCAGAAAAGAAAUGGGAAAUGAACUUGGUAGCGACGUAGCUCACGACGACAGCUCGUCGGACACGGAGCUACCAAUUGUGUUUCCAUCUGCCACAACCCAAGGUGCCAGUGCCUCCUCGUCACGCAGCUUGACUGCAGAUGUGAACGUACGCGCCGACAAUGAGAGCCCAGAGAUCAUCGAAUGACACGGUAGAACUUGAUCUACUAUCAUUGUCUAGCACUAUUGACUCUAGUAGCUAUACCUAGCAUUGACAUAGUAGUCUACUUAGUAACUAGCUCUAGCUGUACGUAGCUGACUAGCUACGACCAUGUUCUUUCAGUUGUAGCCGCACACUGUUCUACGUUAGCUAGUUGAGUUAAUUAAUUAAGUUGAGUUGAGCAAAUAGAGUUCAGUUGAGUUGACUUCA